Messenger RNA from Meloidogyne enterolobii, 2163 nucleotides. Lineage: Eukaryota; Metazoa; Nematoda; Chromadorea; Rhabditida; Meloidogynidae. The record is from the annotation of a GenBank genome assembly.
AUGCCCCCAACAGACAGAGCGGAUGGAAGCACAAAACUUUCAGUCUUUGUACGUGUUCGACCUCUCGAUUUGAAUAAUCGAAACAAGGGAGAAUUUGAAUGUAUUAGUGUUGUUGAUAAUAAGAGACUUCUCCUCGUCGACCCCGACAAAUUUUCUGCAGACCCUUUAAGGCAAAAUAGGGCCCAGGAAAGAUCAUUUAAUUUUGACAGAGUUUUUGGCCCUACUUCUUCUGAAAUUGAUGUCCAAGAGGAAAUGAGGAGCAGUCAAGGAUUAAUUGACAAUCUUGUUCAGUUUGGGAGGAAUGGGACUGUGCUAGCUUAUGGACCUACAGGAACAGGCAAAACCCACACAAUGGUUGGAACAAGAGAAAGGCCUGGUUUAAUGACGCAAAUGACUCGAGCGUUAUAUUCGCGACUGGGAGAGAUGGGAGACCGAGAAACGAGAGUUUUUAUUUCUUUUAUGGACAAUCAUGGAAAUGUUCAAGUCCCAAGUUUGAGUAGAGUUCGCGCACCUAAUAGCAACAGAAUAUUGCAACUGUUACAGGAAGGGAAUAGUAGAAGAACACAAGAGGCAACAGGGGCUAAUGCAACUUCUUCCCGUUCACACGCACUUUUACAAAUUUCUCUCAUGCGUAAUGAGCGUGAACGAGGAAAAUUAUUUUUAAUUGAUCUUGCCGGUUCUGAGAGAGCUGCACAUACUCAAAAUCAAGGACAACGUUUGAAAGAAGGCGCAGCCAUUAACCGUUCUCUUUUAGCACUUGGCAACGUAAUUAAUGCUUUAAGUGCUGCUCAGAAUGGAAGGGGACGGGCUACUUUUGUUAAUUAUCGAGAUUCUAAAUUAACAAGAUUGUUAAAGGACUCGUUGGCAGGUGGAGCUGAUGGGGCAAAGACUGUCCUUAUAGCACAUGUUACUCCAUCAUCUGUUCAUUAUGAUGAAACUUUUAAUACUUUAACUUAUGCUACUCGCGCAUUAAGCAUCGACUUGAGGCAAUCACGUCCUCGACGUCCAGCAUCUGCUGACCGGUCCUAUUCUGAUGCGCUAGCAACUCUCCGGGCUGAAGCACAAAAGGCUGGAAGACUCGAAUUGGGAGGAGGGCAUAAUGCUUACAAUUCCACUGGACAUUUAGCCGAUGACUAUGUGCAAAGCCCCAAAAGGAGAGGAAAUGUCCCUAAUUAUGAUAAUAAUAGAAGGAGAAAUACCUCCCCUCCCUCAAAUUUACCCCUAGUAAUCCCUCCACUAGCUCUACACAAUACAAAUGUUACAAACACAACAACAAACAAAAGAAACACAAAUACACAACAACAAGCUGUAAAACUACCAAAAAUUGGGGGAACAUUGUUCGAUUCGUUGAGAGAGCAACAUUUGGCGAGUGCUGAAAGGCAACAGCGAUUAAGGCAAAAAAAUAAACUUGUUUGUAAAAACACAGAAAAAUACAACUUGGAGAGAUUGUUGCGCGCGAAUACAGAAGCAUUCGAACUUGAGACACAAAAACAGACACGUAUCUCAAUUCUCGAAGCUUAUGAAGGCCAAAAGGAUGAAAACGAGAAGGAAGAUAAUCAAAUAAUUAAUUCUGGCGAACGUCUACAAAAGGCUGUGGAAAAAAUGCGUACAGAAUUGGGGGAAAUUGAGCGUCGACAUUCUGUGUUAAUGGAAAAUAGGCAUAAGUUGGAAGCAGCUUUGCGUAAAGGAGAACAGAACAUGCGUUCCAUUGAAACAAGAAUGAGAGCUCAGGCUAAAGAGCCACAACAAAUACAAGUAAUUGAAUUGCUUAGUGUUUUGGCUAAACAACAGGCAGAAAGAGCAGCAAUUCACUCCGAUUUUGCUAUUCAAAGUCGUCGACUACGACGACAGGAAAGUGCAUUUAAGCAGCUUAGGCGUUAUGAACGUGUUGCAGAUUUAUUAAUAGGUGUUGGAGGAGAGAAGGUUGAUGGAGAUGAAGAACGUUCCCAACUAUUUCGAGAAUAUCGAAUAUUAAGAAGUCAAUUAAGCAAAUUGCUCGAACAAAAUUCAAAUAAUAAUGGUAUACCCUCUUGGAAUGCUCAAAUACUUGAAAGAUUAAAUAAUGGGGAAAGAAAUAAUAAUACGAGUAAAACUGUUAAUAAUGGAAAGAGAAGAGAUAGUGAAUCACCUCCAAUUAUGAGGUUGUUAAAUUACAAUUUGUAA